Molecule: messenger RNA, 1622 nt
Organism: Triticum dicoccoides
Lineage: Eukaryota; Viridiplantae; Streptophyta; Magnoliopsida; Poales; Poaceae
Exons: 2
Coding region: 68-1393 (441 amino acids)
Molecular function (GO): protein binding
Source: RefSeq, a predicted model, not a curated record
GGCACACCGGAAGACAGCUCGUGGCGCGAACGCGGCGGCGGCGGCGACAGCGGCGAGGGAAGGACCAAUGGAGGACGACGAUGCUGCACCGCAUCUUCCUAUGGACAUCAUGUACAAGAUCCCAGCACACAUAUCUGAUCCAGCCUCCCUUGCCCGCCUCGCUUCGUCCAGCAAGUUCUGGCGCAAUCUCAUCAAGGACCCGACCUUCCUUGAUCGCCUUAGGAGGCGGCACGACGACCAUGGCUUCACCCCGUCCCUCCUUCUUGGCUUCUUCUACCAGGACAAGAAAAGGUCUUCUCCAAACCUCUGGAAGCAUCAUAUUGACAAAACACGUUGUUUGGCACCAAGCUUCAUGCGGGUGUCAGAAUUGUCACAAUUUGUUGGCAGCAAAUCCGCUCGCAAUGCUAUCAAGCCACUAUCCCUUGAGACCUUCAUUCCAGGUGUUGGUGCGAGCCUCAACUUCUAUGAGCCCAUUGCAUCCCAGGACAACUUCCUGGCCCUUCGCCGCCAAUCAAAAGCUGCCGCUGCCAAUGGUGGUCAGGCCAUCAAUGAUUUGCUAUUUGUCUGCAAUCCUCUCACUGGUGAAACCUUUGAGAUUCCUAGCCACUUAUAUGUACCUCCCGACCAUUAUGCCUUGUUUGUCACCAAUGACGUCGACAUUAAUGGACGUAUGUCCCAAUCCUUCCAACUGACUGCCAUUUGGAUAAAAAAGGGAGAUCGUUUCAUCUGUGUGUGCUACAGCUCGAAGACUGGAACAUGGACGAGGUCUCAAGGAGUUCCUCAGCUAAUGCAUGGUCUUUACUUGGUGUCAUCCUCGGCUGCCGCUUCGUGUGGUGUCAUCCGUUGGCUCUGUGGUAGCUGGAAACAAAUGUCGGUUACUCACGUUGCCACUCUGCACAUUGGCAAUAUGGCGCUGUCAUACCUGGAGCUCCCACCCGAAGCAAAGCGCAACAAAGCGCCAGUGCUGGGGAGUUCAGCAGACGGGGGGAUUCUGUUGGUCAUCGUGCAAGGGCUUCAGAUGACACUUUGGAAACACAACAGUGAGCUUGGCAGUGACUCCAGCAGCUGGGUGCUUUCUGAAAGGAUUGACAUGAGAAGUUCCUUGCCGCAGCGAGUGGCCACGUUGGGGAUCAGGGCAAAGGUCAGGUUGGAGAUGUUCCGAGGCAAAAGUGGGACGGCGGUGCUCUGGAUCGAUGAGGAAGGCCUCUUUCUGUUUAGCCUCAGCGAUAGGUCGAUGAGGAGGAUCGACAGUGCGCAUGUGACCAAGAAGUACUUCCUCUGCCCAUAUGAGAUAGAUUGGCUGUCCUGCCUUGCAAUCACGAACCUUGUCGUUGAUGGCUCGCUAUCUCUGGACGUAGAAAGGGGAAGGCCCAAGGCAGAUGGAGGACAUUAAUGGGUAGGAAUUUGGCGACAAACAGAGCAUCUUAAUUGCCAUUAACCUGGUUUGUUGGUGGUAUGUCAACCAUUAAUUAUAAUAUCAUUGAACGUGUUUCCUUAUGUAUGAUCAUCAUAAUGAUGGCUAUUAGUAUGUUAGUACAUCAGUCUAAUUGCAUUCACCGUGAAAACUUUUGCUCCUGUGUCCUAGUGAAAUGCAAGACUUCUUAUGCUGUUUUUUUAGUUGA